AUCUGAGGGGGGAGGGCACAUACCCCCUUGCCCCCCCCCCCCCUACGCCAGUGGUUGUUGACGUCAUCAAUGAUUUGACGUCACAUGAUUAUUACUGUAGCGUUUAUGGAACCGCUUGGAAGAUAGCCUAGCAUCUGACAGAUGUCUUUGGUGACCUUCCAUGAUUCCGCUGCAUACAGCAGCACACUCAGGACGUUGCUCUUGAACAGGCGAAUCUUGGUUCUUUUGCUGAUCUUGAUGGUCUUCCAGAUGUUCUUCAGUGCCGCAAAAGCCCCUCUUGCCUUGCUGAUCCUUGCCUUGACCUCAGAUGUAGAGUUUCCAUCUGUUGUCACCUUGGCCCCAAGAAAUGGAUUAAAAAGUUAUUUGGUGUGUCAUGAUGGGCCAGGACCCGGGUACGGAAUUCGUCUCUCCUUACACUGCAUCCUUAAUCUUCUUCCUCAUUACCAUGGCAACAGGUGUCUUUCUACGCACCCUCAACACGAUUGUGAGCCCUGCAUGGCUUCAAGAGUAUGUAGCCGAUUUUGUCACCACUGCAGAAUCAUGUGCAUACUUCUUUGAAAAUAACUUCGUCUAUAAAUACUAUGGAUCAGUUUGGUUCGCCAUCGUCAUCAUAUGCCAGUUCUAUGUCUGCACUCGUACUUUUGGAAAUGCUUCAGAUAACCCAGUGAAAGCUCUCACUCAGUUAGUAAACGCUGAAAUAACGCCAGAAAUAGCUGCGUUGAAAAUAGUUAUUCAGGCAUUAGCAGGUCUUGCAUCCUACAGAUUCGCCAAGGCAGUGUGGGCUCUAGACCUAAUCUGUGAUCAUCACGAGAGAUACUACGAGACUAUGUGUGCGUCUGAAUUGAAUGUCGCGCCCAUUGUGGGAUUUUUGAUCGAGAUGGCAGCAUCCCUAUCAAGAACAUGGUUGGGUAUGCAGCGUGUCUCUAGAGUGUCAUUAUUGGACGAAUUCAUCAAAUACAGCAAUGGCGCUCUCAUGAUGACCAUAGGACUCAACACCACAGGAAUGUGUUUCAACCCAGCCAUGGCUUCUGGUCAUACAUUCGGUUGCCAAGGAACGGCCGCAUGGGAAUAUUUGGUUGUUUAUUGGAUUGGACCAUUCUUAGGGUGCUAUGCUGCCAUCCUAUUAGACAGAAUUAUUCACAUAGACGUCGGUAGUACUGAAGAAUGAGAAGUAGAAGACGCAAUAACGGUUUUCUAAUAGACAUGUAACUCCUGUUUGUUUGAAUUUGUUUCCCAGGCGUUGGUGAACAUUUCUUUCCAAGGAUAUGUGUGCAAUGGAGAAAUGCACGUUGUAGCCAUAAUGGUUGUUCACAAUCGACUAGAAUACGCAUAGAACGAAAGAAAGAUGACAAAGUUAUGGUGCUACGGCUUUAAACUGAUGAAACUCUUUCUAAAGAAUUUUUUUCUUUUUACCUGUUAUUACCGCCACGAGUGUCGUCCCAUUACAUUCCAUUCCCCCAUACCUUUGUUAUUUAAUUAGCUUAUAUAUAUUUAUAUAAAUAAAAUACUUCUAGGUCUAUGUACAAUACAUGCAUUUUAUCUACCUGUAUCUAAUCAAAUUGUGAGACGUUGAUAAUGUCACUAAUAUUUAUUUCAGUAACGUUGUUUCCCAGUUUUAUAAUAAUAUCUGCUGAAGGUAUG
Molecule: messenger RNA, 1641 nt
Organism: Gigantopelta aegis
Lineage: Eukaryota; Metazoa; Mollusca; Gastropoda; Neomphalida; Peltospiridae
Product: aquaporin-11-like
Exons: 4
Coding region: 374-1168 (264 amino acids)
Cellular component (GO): cytoplasm
Molecular function (GO): channel activity
Source: RefSeq, a predicted model, not a curated record